Messenger RNA from Medicago truncatula (barrel medic), 1351 nucleotides. RefSeq lists its product as uncharacterized. Lineage: Eukaryota; Viridiplantae; Streptophyta; Magnoliopsida; Fabales; Fabaceae. Gene Ontology annotation, biological process: biosynthetic process. Bases 121 to 1017 code for a protein of 298 amino acids. The transcript is spliced from 6 exons. Gene Ontology annotation, molecular function: isomerase activity. Gene Ontology annotation, cellular component: cytoplasm. The record is from RefSeq and is a predicted model, not a curated record.
UUGCAAAGAUCUCUUAGAAUUGGAUCCACCGAAUCUCACACCUUUAUAUCAGAUAAGACAAACACAUACUAUAUAUGGAGCAUGUUAAGGAGAAGAUUGUGUUCAUUUAUAUCAUAGAGCAUGUCAAAGAAACCCAUGAAAUACUAUGUGGUGGAUGCUUUCACUGAGUCAGCGUUCAAGGGAAACCCUGCAGCAGUGUGUUUGUUAGAAGAAGAGAGGGAUGAUGAAUGGUUGCAAGCAUUAGCAGCUGAGUUCAAUAUCUCUAUGACUUCUUAUUUGAUUCCCAUUCAACAAGAAACCAAGAUUCCCCGUUUUCAUCUUAGAUGGUUUAGUCCUAUAGUUGAGGAUAAUCUUUGUGGCCACGCCACAUUAGCAGCUGCACAUGUGGCUUUUUCAUCUGGUUUAGUGGACAGGGAUGUUAUUGAAUUUAUGACACAAUCUGGAAUGUUAACUGCUAAAAAGAUCUCAUCGAUCAAUGGUAGUACUAGUGGCAUGAAGAAUUUCCAAAACCAUGAAGCUAAGGAUGUAUUUUAUGUUGAAUUGGAUUUUCCUGCUGACCCAAUUUCAGAACUAAAAUUUGAUGAUAUUUCACUUAUUUCUGGAGUAUUGAGUGAGGCUUCCAUUGUUGAUGUGAAGAGGACAGAGAUUCAAGAUGACUUGAUUGUUGUGGUUGCAUCCGCAAAGAAUGUGACAGAAGUACAACCACAUUUUGAUGCAAUUUAUAAAUUACCUGUAAGGGGAGUAAGUGUUUCAGGAGUUGCACCUCCUGAGUCUGGAUUUGACUUCUACAGCCGAUUCUUCUGUCCAAAAAUUGGAAUCAAUGAGGAUCCUGUUUGUGGCACUGCACAUUUAGGCAUGGCAUCCUAUUGGAGUAAGAAGCUGGGAAAGUGUGAUUUAAAGGCUUACCAGACAUCAACAAGAGGGGGAGUUCUCAAUAUUCAUAUUGAUGAACGCAAGCAAAGAGUGUUUUUGCGUGGGAAAGCUAUUACAGUGAUGGAAGGGUUUGUUCUGGUCUAAUCAUAUGUUCAUCACAAGCAAAAGUAUAUGCAAUAAAUAUAUCAAAUGCUACAGAUUAUAAUUUAUUUGGAGCACUUAAUUGUUAUGAUAUACUAUAUUAUAACAUAAGAAAACAAUUGUAUUUGAUGUACACAAACCUUGGUAUGCAAUGUUGUAGGACUUGUUAAGUUGAAGUUUGUGUGGUGAAUACUUUUUUCGGGCAUCACCAAGAUAAGGAUUUGUUCAUAUUUAUCUAGUUGAUGAAUAGUGAAAAAAGUUUGAUGUGUGGAAAGUGGAAACCAUAUCCAUCUUUGUAUAACAAUGUAACUGAUAAAACCACAAAAUUCAUAUUCCA